Echinops telfairi (small Madagascar hedgehog) is the source of this 4039-nucleotide messenger RNA. RefSeq names its product striatin 3 (gene STRN3). The record is from RefSeq and is a predicted model, not a curated record. Lineage: Eukaryota; Metazoa; Chordata; Mammalia; Afrosoricida; Tenrecidae. Gene Ontology annotation, molecular function: armadillo repeat domain binding; protein-containing complex binding; calmodulin binding. Bases 211 to 2460 code for a protein of 749 amino acids. Gene Ontology annotation, cellular component: dendrite. The transcript is spliced from 17 exons.
GUGACUGAGACGGGCAGAUGGAGGAGGGACUGUAAUGGCGGCGGCCGGCAGCUCCUUGCUCUGACCCACGGCAAGCACACUGCAGCGACCCCCUCCCUGCCCCUCUCCCGGCCAGCUUCCGCCCCGCCGCCCGCGCGGGGCUCUCCUUCCCGGCCCUUUCCCUCAGCUGUCGGCGUUUAGUUCUGCGCCCCGGCCGGGGCCCCCCACACAAUGGACGAGCUCUCUGGAGGUGGCGGUGGCGGUCCGGGGAUGGCAGCACCCCCCCGGCAACAGCAGGGGCCCGGGGGGAACAUGAACCUUUCGCCGGGAGGGAAUGGAGCCGCGGGCGGCGGAGGUCCUCCGGCCGCCGAGGGAGCGGGCCCCGCGGCAGGCCCCGAGCUGUCCCGGCCGCAGCAGUACACUAUCCCGGGAAUCCUGCACUACAUCCAGCACGAGUGGGCUCGCUUCGAGAUGGAGCGGGCGCACUGGGAGGUGGAGCGGGCCGAACUGCAGGCCCGGAUAGCAUUUUUGCAAGGAGAAAGAAAAGGCCAAGAAAACUUGAAGAAGGAUUUAGUAAGAAGAAUUAAAAUGUUAGAAUAUGCAUUAAAGCAAGAAAGGGCAAAAUAUCACAAAUUAAAAUAUGGCACAGAACUGAACCAAGGAGAUUUGAAAAUGCCAACCUUUGAAUCAGAAGAAACCAAAGAUACAGAGGCUCCCACAGCACCUCAAAAUAGUCAGCUAACAUGGAAGCAAGGCAGACAGCUGUUACGACAAUAUCUUCAGGAAGUAGGUUACACAGAUACAAUAUUAGAUGUGCGGUCUCAGCGGGUAAGGUCAUUACUCGGACUAUCCAAUUCAGAGCCAAAUGGAUCAGUAGAAACAAAAAAUUUAGAGCAGAUCCUGAAUGGAGGCGAAUCACCUAAACCAAAAGGACAAGAAAUCAAAAGGCCAUCUGGUGAUGUUCUUGAAACAUUCAAUUUCUUAGAAAAUGCUGAUGACAGUGAUGAAGAUGAGGAAAAUGAUAUGAUUGAAGGCAUCCCAGAAGGAAAAGACAAACAUCGGAUGAAUAAACACAAAAUAGGCAAUGAAGGUUUAGCUGCUGACCUCACUGAUGACCCUGAUACUGAAGAAGCUUUGAAAGAAUUUGAUUUUUUAGUGACUGCCGAAGAUGGUGAAGGAGCUGGAGAAGCACGGAGUUCAGGGGAUGGCACAGAAUGGGACAAAGAUGGCCUCUCCUCAGCUGCUGAGGUUUGGGAUGUAGACCAGGGCCUGAUGAGUAAACUGAAGGAACAGUACAGAAGGACGACAGGGGAAGAGAGGGGGAAGACUGAACCAAUAACGUUUCCGUCUGGAGGAGGCAAGUCAUUUCUUAUGGGUUCUGAUGAUGUUUUGUUAAGUGUACUGGGCCUUGGAGACCUUGCAGACUUGACGGUAACAAACGAUGCAGACUAUAGUUAUGAUUUGCCUGCCAAUAAAGAUGCCUUUCGAAAGACAUGGAACCCCAAGUAUACCCUACGUAGCCAUUUUGACGGAGUACGGGCAUUAGCUUUCCACCCUGUAGAUCCUGUGCUGGUUACUGCCUCUGAGGACCAUACUCUGAAACUUUGGAACUUGCAGAAAACGGUUCCUGCCAAAAAGAGUGCCUCUUUAGAUGUAGAACCUAUCUACACAUUUAGAGCCCACAUUGGCCCUGUCCUGUCAUUAGCCCUCAGCUCUAAUGGGGAACAGUGUUUUAGUGGUGGUGUUGAUGCAACCAUUCAGUGGUGGAAUAUGCCGAGCCCGAAUGUGGAUCCAUAUGAUACAUACGAGCCAAAUGUCUUAGGUGGCACUUUAGUUGCUCAUACAGAUGCAGUCUGGGGUCUUGCUUACAGUGGCAUAAAGAAUCAGUUACUGUCUUGUUCAGCAGAUGGCACUGUUAGGUUAUGGAACCCACAGGAAAAACUGCCGUGUAUUUGCACUUACAAUGGAAACAGGGAGCAUGGAAUACCUACGUCAGUUGACUUUAUAGGCUGUGAUCCAGCUCAUAUGGUAACCUCUUUCAACACUGGUAGUACAAUAAUUUAUGAUUUAGAAACAUCACAGUCAUUGGUGGUACUUUCAUCACAACUAGAUUCUGGUUUACAAUCCAGUAAUCAUAUCAACAGAGUAGUAAGUCAUCCCACACUUCCUGUUACAAUAACAGCCCAUGAAGAUAGACAUAUCAAAUUUUUUGACAAUAAAACGGGUAAAGUGAUCCAUUCUAUGGUAGCUCACUUGGAUGCUGUUACAAGUCUAGCAGUCGAUCCUAAUGGAAUCUAUUUGAUGUCUGGAAGUCAUGACUGUUCCAUUAGAUUGUGGAAUUUAGACAGCAAGACAUGUGUUCAAGAAAUAACAGCUCAUAGGAAGAAAUUGGAUGAAUCCAUUUAUGAUGUUGCUUUCCACCCAUCAAAGGCAUAUAUCGCCAGUGCAGGGGCUGAUGCCCUUGCUAAAGUAUUUGUGUGAUACACCAAAAACUUGUAUCAUUAUGAAAGAUUUGCUUGGACAGAAAGAGGGUCUGCAUCACUGCCAUCGAAAGGUUGCUGAUAAGACACUACAUGUGAUUUGCCUGGGUGUGAAGGCUUUUGGGGGCAGACAUAAAUUGGUCGGAAUCACAUCUUAAAUAAUGUCAGGCUCAUUAAUUUAACUAUAAUGACUAUUUUGCGGGACAGAGAAAAAAGACUCCAGUGUUUGCAGCCUGUGCUGGAGAGGACUGAGCAUAUGUCUGUUUCUUAGGUGUCUUUAAGCCAAUUUGGAGUCUGGUCUUUCUUACAAGAAGACUUUUCCUUUGGACUCUGUGUGCUGCCUUAGGGUUAGGAAUGUGGUGCUCUUGUUGGGGGAAGUGAGCUCCAAGAGUAGCUUUUUCUCAUCUCUUAGUGAUCUGUUUAUUGGUUGAAUGCCAGAUUCCCUUUUAAAUUUAUUUUGCUUUAAAAAAAAGACUUUAACUUAAAAUAUUUUAGCAUUAGUUGCACAAAAUGUUUGGAUAAAAUUCUAGUUUUUAUAAGUCUUUUUAUAUAUUUAGCCUGUCACAACAGUGCUUAAGAUUGUAUUGAAGUUUUUCUGCAUUAUACAACCCUAAAACACAGAGAUCUCACUGACCCGCUGUCGUGUAACCACACACUUUCCUUCUUUCACCUAAUACAGCUCAGCUAAGUCCUUCCACAAAGAUGCUAAACCUUCAUUCAUCAUCACAUUAGUGUCUUCAUAAACCAAGGACUAUUCAAGUGUAUUAAAAUGAAACAGUGGGGUGUAGUACUCCAGAUGAACUCUUAAAGAAAAGAAGCAAACUAAUCUUGGCAUCCUAUCACUAUGUGAUAUUUUGUACAUCUUACUGUAUUUACAAGUUUAUUUAUCAAGGAUUAUCCAUCUUGCUAAUGGCCUAUUAUUUAUUUCACUUUUUGUUGGUCCUUAUAUCCUUUUAUUAAUGUGCUAAAGGGCCCUGUAUAUCUACUUUGGGACUCUGAAUAGUCUAAAAUAGACUAAAAAUGGAAUAUUUUAUAGUUUAAGUUGUAAGCCACGGUGGUGACCCCCAGAUAAAUAUCUUGAUUUACCAUGAUUCCAAACAAACUAUCUUGUUUAAAAGUAUUCGGGGUAAAAACUUUAUUUGCAUUACAAAUAUGAUACAAAAAUUGUUGAAUCAAAGACAGAAAUCUGCUGUGUUUGAACUAGUCAUCCCUGUUUUUAUUUUUUCAGAUGUGCUUAAUUUUAUGGUGUAACUAAGGAUUUUGUUUGUGUAAUGCAUGAUUAAGACAAUACAGUAUUUUUUCUAGUCUUCCAAAAACUUUUCUGAUCAGUUUGCGAGUUUUGAUGCGUUUUGUAAGGUUUUUGUUUUACAAACUAUGAAUCAGCAAAUUUUUAAGAUUGUACCACAUAGCAAACCUCCUACAGCUGUUGAAAAAUAAUGUAUAUAAAAUGCAUAUAAUAAAUAAUUAAUUGUGUACCUGUAUGUUACUGUUGGCUAUAUUAUUUUGUGUUAAAUAAUAAAGUGCAAUACUUUACACUCCAUUUCCAAACUAAGAAAUGGAGAUGAUUUCUUAGUCCUUCA